Molecule: messenger RNA, 954 nt
Organism: Apis laboriosa (Himalayan honeybee)
Lineage: Eukaryota; Metazoa; Arthropoda; Insecta; Hymenoptera; Apidae
Product: proton-coupled amino acid transporter-like protein CG1139
Exons: 6
Coding region: 1-954 (317 amino acids)
Biological process (GO): amino acid transmembrane transport
Cellular component (GO): vacuolar membrane
Molecular function (GO): amino acid transmembrane transporter activity
Source: RefSeq, a predicted model, not a curated record
AUGAGCGAAGAAUCAGAGGGAUCUUCCUUGAACAGGAAGGAGGAGGACAAACAAUCCGGGGCACAGAUAAGCGAAUCCGAAGAAUUCUUUCAAACUCAGGAUGAACAAUACGACCUAUCCGCAACACAGAUAGACGAGCCACAAGUGUUCUCACAAAUCCAGGACGAGCCGUACGAUCCUUACGCCCAUCGAAAGCCAGCCAAACCAGUCUCCAACUUCAAAUCCCUGGCGACUUUGAUUAAAAGCGUGAUCGGGACCGGAUUGUUCGCGAUGCCGAACGCGUUCGCGAGCGUCGGUUUGGUGAUCGGAGUGGCCGGCACGAUUCUCAUUGGAUUGCUGAUCACUGGCUGCCUUCACAUUUUGCUCAAGAUCCAUCGCAAGAUGUGCAUCCGUUUGAGGAGGCCGAUUUUGAACUACGACGAGGUGGUGGUCGCCACGUUGACCACAGGCAACAAAAAGCCUUGGCUGUCCUCCCGAAUUGCGACAUGUCUGGUGGACAGCUCGAUAAUAAUGUGUUACAUAGGCGUAGGCGCCGUGUACGUUGUGUUCAUAUCCGGGAUCGUGCAAGAAUUCUACGAUUUCGAGGGGAUAGAUCACAAAUACAUAGUGUUGAUACUGUUCCCAUUCUUCUUCGUGAUGAACAUGAUGAAAUAUUUAAACGACAUAGCGAUCAUCUCAAUCAUUGGAAACUUGUUCCUGUUCGUCGCUGCUGUGAUAGCCGUUGUGUACGCGUUGAAAGACGGGAUUGGCGGUGAAUGGGUUACAAUCAACCAGAACGUCGGCCUUUAUCCCAAAUUCGUUGGGACCGUGUUCUUCAGCAUAAGCUCCCCUGGAAUAAGCGACGAUAUUGGCACUGGUGAUGCAAGCCCUCUCCAUAUACUUCACGUACGGCCUACAAUGUUACAUGCCGAUAAUCAUUUUAUUGGAUCAGUACAUCAUGCCAGGAGACGAUGA